Plasmodium cynomolgi strain B is the source of this 1059-nucleotide messenger RNA. RefSeq lists its product as hypothetical. The transcript is spliced from 2 exons. Lineage: Eukaryota; Apicomplexa; Aconoidasida; Haemosporida; Plasmodiidae. Bases 1 to 1059 code for a protein of 352 amino acids. The record is from RefSeq and is a predicted model, not a curated record.
AUGUUGGAAAGCCUCUGCAUCGAUUUAAUCAACGAGCUAUUCUUAACAAAAUAUAAUUUUCUCCUGGCGAUGAAAUUGAACAGUAUGCUGUGUGCAAAAUGCCAUUGUUACGCAAAGAAGGAAGUAGAGAAGGAUGUCCACGAGGGGGAGUCCCCAUCACCUGCAGGAAGUUCUACUCCGGUGCUUCAUGUGCAGGAGAAAUACAACUACGCCAAUUUUUGCGAUUUAAAAAGGAAAGAAAUGAGGAAAAAAAAAAUAAAAAAAAUAAAUUUCAAAAUGUUAAGAAAAUAUGUAGGGGAUUUAAAGGAGCGCCGUGGAGUGGAUUGUUUGGAAGGAGAAAAGGACCAGCCUCCCCCACUCGAAAAAUCACGAAACAAACAGAAAAUUGACGACCGCGUGAGGAUGCUAAAUGAUGAAUUGAGCGAGUACAUCUGCAAAGACUUUUACACAUUUGUGCCGCUAUACAAUUUUGAGGAAGAACCUCUACUCUCCAACAAAAACAGGACAAAUCUUCUUAUCAGUAAAGAAAAAAUGAAAAACAUUUCAAAAAACAGAAAAAAAAUAAAAGGUACACUACGAGGGGGAUACACCAAAGGACCUGUUCUUCUUUCGUCCAAAAAAUUAAAUACACAUUAUGUGAAUUUUCUAGCCAAAUUUCGAAUGCUCAUUAAACGGGUCAAGCAACGAAACAAUGGAGGAGAUACAAUUCAGGGGGAUGAUCCCAAGUAUACCAUUUUAAAAACACUUUUAUAUUUAAAAGGGGGCUCUGUCAGUAGCACAACCAGUUGUGUGUCUAGCAGGGAUGGCCGCGGGAGGGAACUGGCAAGAGGGACCACACACAGAAAGGAUCCUUCCAGGGAUUUACUACUCUUGGAGGGGCGAAGCGAAGGAGAUCACUACGAACUGUACAAAGCCAUUUCCACAAUUCGCUUUUUGAGGGAAAGCCUGCAUAUCCUCCGGAUGGACGUCAUAUACAUUUUUGUCUUUUUCGCGUCCUACGUGAAUGGCAUCUUGGCGAGGUUGCAAGGGGGGAGAAGUGGUGCGGAGGUGAAGUGGUGA